AUGGAGAUCACACCUGGAGGAGAAGCAAAACCUAAAACUGAUCGAUUGAAGAAUGAUAAGAUAAUUAGAAAAUUUGAGAAUGUUGAAUCUGAAGUUCUUGAAAUUCAUGACGAAGAUCUAAGAGCUCAUAUAGUAUAAAUAUGCCAGACUGAUCUACCAGCUUUGAGAUUUAUUAAAACUUUAAAGCUUGAAAGAUGCCAACUUGAUAUGUUUGCGCCAAAUACAUUGAGUUCAACUCUAUAGAACUUAUCACUUGAAGGAAAUAAAUUGAGUAAAUUGGAGGUUUAUUUUGGCGUUAAUAAAGACGAAGAGUACAAAUUAGAAAAUAUCUUAGCAGAAAUAGAAUAAGAAACUUUGAUCCUAAUUGGAAUUUCAAAGAUUUUGAGAAUUUAAGAGAAAUAGACUUAAGCUCUAAUAACCUUGACUAAUUUCCUCUCAACAUAAAAGAUUGUCCAAAACUUUAAGCUAAUUCUAAAUGUAAACCCACUAACCGAAUUGAGUGGACUGAUAAGAUAUCUAAAAAAUCUAAGAGUACUGGGUAUAGCUCAUUCAAAAAUCUAGGAACUGCCACCUUAGAUAGCAAACCUAUAAAAUAUGAAAUAAAUAGUAGUAGAGAAUACUCCCCUCAAGGUUCCAAAGCUAGUGUGUGCUGAAAGAGGCUUUGAGGCUAUUAAGGAAUUCUUUAAUGAGUAGAGGUAGAGAAACUAAGAUGUAGCAACGAAUGAUGAUGAUCAAAACUAAGAAAAUAAAAAGUCCUAAGAAUAAAGACCAAAGUCUGUCGAUUCAGAAAGUGAAGAUGAUGUUGACUAGACUUUAAUGCAGGAUAAAUAUUUCUAGGAGUAUGGAAUGAAGAAAAAUAAAUUAGUUUCGAAGCAGUUUGCAUACGCUGUAAUUGACAAGAUGUAAAAAGCUUAGAAUAUUAAUCUAUAUGAUCAUGAGAAGCUGAAUGAAUACAAAGAUAAAGAGCAUGAAUUUGUUUAAGCUUAUGAUGAGGUACUGAAGGAGUAUAUUGACCAAGAUAAGUUAAACAUGCUUCCAGACUUUUUUAAAAAGAAUUAGAUGGUUAAGUAAAUUAAAGAUCAAAGAAGAGCUGCCAGAUUUGACUUUCCUUCUUUGUAAAAGUCAGGAUUGCCUGAAGAGUAAUCAAAAUUUGUCAAUAAACUAGAUUAAGUUAUGGCUGAUAAUCCUCUAAACAGAGUUAUUGCCUUGAUUAGAUUUUAAAACUUCGAACUCUUUAAGAUCCUCAUAGAAUUAAUCAACAAAAUGGACAUUUAUCGAUUGAAAUUUGUAAUAGCAUAUGUGACUACCUAUCUGGAUGAAUUUCUGACGCUUUGUGAUUUGAAAGCCUAAAUAGAUCCAAAAAUGAUAAACUUUAAGGAUGAAUUUGACCCUGAAUUGGUAAUAUCCCUAGUUGAUGUAGUUAUUUAGCUUGCUCAAUUUUAAAAAGGAACUUAAUAAAAACAAUAAUACGAUUAAAUUGAAAAUAGAAAAGACUGA
Messenger RNA from Stylonychia lemnae, 1497 nucleotides. Lineage: Eukaryota; Ciliophora; Spirotrichea; Sporadotrichida; Oxytrichidae. The record is from the annotation of a GenBank genome assembly.